AUGAGCAACAACCCGUGGCCACAAGGAGGCGCGCCAGGGGACUGGGCUCCCGGUCCUCCCGUCGCGUACCAUAUGCGGCCAAACGGGUUGGGGCGGAGCACGUUGACAUCCUCGCCGCCCCUUCAGCAGCAGCGGUUUGCCGAGAUGGCGAGGUAUCACCCCAAUGCACAGUACGCGCAGGCGCGUUACCAGCCCGAAACGCGCGCGUACACGGCGCACUCGCGCACGGGAUCGAGCCCCGCGGCGUCUGCCGAGUUUUCCGAUUCGCGCGCCGCAGCGUCGCGCAGUGCGCAUCCUCCUGUGGCCUCGCCGCCGGUGCGCCCCCGCGCCGCGCAGAAUGUCUCGCCGCCAGUGGCGCAUAGCAUGCUGCAUGCGAUCCCUGCGCCCAAGUACAUGCACGCCCCACCGUACUCUGUGCCGCCGCCCGCAGCACAUUCUGUACAUGCUACCGAACUCGUUCCUGCGCCCAUCAUGGACCGCGUCCUGAUUCAAGCGACGCUCGACAAUGAGCACUUUGCCGUGGUCAACGUCACCGGCCUUGAAUCCGCGCCGCGGAUCAAGCAGUGUAUUUUGGAAAAGCUCGGGUUUUUCCACACCGAGUUGGCGCGCUGGCAGCUCUUCCGCACCGAGAUUGGUCUCACCAACAUGCACAACACGCCGCCGAUCGAUGACGAUACCCUUCUUGCUCUCUGCCUGCAGCUCGGCGACAAUAAAGGCACUGUAAAGUUUCUCGUGCAAGAGGCAGCCGCGGCGCUGCCAGCCUAUGCGGUAGAUGCGCGCGCGCGCAUUCCAUCCACCUCGCCCGAGCCUGUGCGCGCACCAGAGCUGCAUCCAGUCACGCCGCGGCACGCGCGCGGUGCGGCAAACCGGAUGAGUAUCCCGUCGCCGGGCAGUGAUCAUGCGCUGGGGACCUACGCUGGAUGGCAGCCGCUCCUCUCCACGCCAGCAUCCAAUGCUCAGCCAAGCCUGGCGCCGCCAACAAGCUCGCCAGAGUAUGCAGACCGACGCGCAAGCAUGGAACUGAAGCAGCACGGCGCGCCGCCGUCCUUGCAGCCGUCGCACCCUGCCGCGCUGCAGACGAUGCCGCUGACGCCCGUGCACGGCACCGACACGUUCCUCCAUUCGCUCGCCGCGCCCAACACGACGUCGCCGAUGGUGGAGCAAGCGUCUUUGCCGAUGCAGCUGUCUGUAAGCCAGCAGAUGCCCGUGCGGCCAGACAAGAUAUGGCCGAAGUCGAGCACUGUCGCGCGCGACGGCAGCCAUUCCACUCCGAUACCCACCAGCGCGCCGUCGUGCGAAGAGACAACCGUGUACCCCCUCUUUAAGAGCGCUUCCAACUCCGAGGAGCGCACCGGCCGCAUUCUGCCCCCAGCGCCAGCGCCAACCGAGUCGUCUCAAUCUCCGAGUAGCCACCGCUCUUCCGGGGUCUUCGACGCCCCUAUGGAGCGCAGUCGUGCUCUGUGGAACGACCCUGUGUCUGCCAUGAGCACCUAUAGCGCCGCGACGACGCUCUCGGAGGAAAAUAGCCGCGAAGAUACGCGCCUCGCGCGUGUGCGGCACAUGAUGGAUCAGGCGCGGCUACUGGACCAGCACAACGACUGCGCUUCCUUUGCCUCGUUUUCCGAGGAUACGCUUGGCGGCACGUUUGCGCAGCCUCUCGAUUCGCACACGCUCGUUCCCGGCAGCGAUACGUACCGUGCCGAGCGUACCAUCAUGCCGAGCCAAGGCACCCUAACGCCGACGCACGGCGCGCGUCCCGUGCUCACCAUCUCGAUUAACAAACCCAACGCACAGACCGACCCCACGUCUCAGCGCUCCUCCUCGGGGAUCGACCGCCGCGGAUCGUUUGCGAACCACGAUGCGAACUGGGCGUUUCGUCCCCCAGCCGAGCAGCUCUACGAGCAGCUCGACGAUUUGUUUCCGCGCCACGACCUGGACAAGCCGCUCUCCGACGCCGCGUCGCCCGUCUCGAACUGGAAGCACUCGAGCGCGAGCAGCAAUGCGAGCAGCAGCAGCAGCAAUGCCUCCGCCACGUCCACCUCGGCGCCUGCCAAAGGCCGCGGCCUGGCCCGUGGACCGCACCACUCGAUCCGUGUCAUUGCACAAAAUAGAAAGCGCUUUUUGGACAGUACGCGGCACGCAGAGCGCCGCGAGGCGAAGCGCGAUCAGGCCGUGCUUGAUCGGCGGCGCAGCACCAAGCUGUGGGGCGGCCAGAUGGUCGAGAUGAAGACCAACGAGGCGGAUUCGGUGGGCGUGGUUCCGGAUGCGACCAUCGGUCCCGAGCUGGAGCCCAACACGCGCCCCGUAUUCAAGUGGGUCAAGGGCGACUUGAUUGGAAAAGGCACCUACGGACGUGUUUAUCUUGCAUUGAAUGCCACUACCGGCGAGAUGAUUGCCGUGAAACAAGUCGAGCUGCCGCGCACGCGCGCAGACCGCGAUUCGAACCGGCAGCGCGACGUAGUCGCCGCACUGAAAUCGGAGAUUGCGACGCUCAAGGACCUCGAUCACCCCAAUGUAGUUACCUGCCUGGGCUUUGAGGAGACGCGCGAUACGCUGAGCAUCUUUCUCGAGUACGUGCCUGGCGGCUCGAUCGGUUCCUGCCUGCGCAAGCACGGCAAGUUUGACGAAGACUCCACGAGCUCCUUUUUGAACCAGACGCUGCAAGGCCUCGCCUACCUGCACAAGCAAGGCAUCCUCCACCGCGACCUCAAGGCCGACAACCUUCUGGUCGACUACCACGGCACGUGCAAAAUCAGUGAUUUUGGCACCGUGCGACGCAGCGAAGACAUUUACAGCAACGUCGAAAACAUGUCGUUGCAGGGCAGCAUUUUCUGGAUGGCACCCGAGGUAAUGAGCCUAUCGCCCAAAGGAUACAGCGCAAAGGUGGAUAUAUGGAGUCUUGGGUGUGUGGUGCUGGAGAUGCUCGCAGGGCGCCGCCCGUGGUCCGACGAAGAAGCGGUCCAGGCCAUGUUUAAAAUCGGCGCCGAGCGCCGCGCGCCGCCCAUCCCCUCCGACUGCAAGCUCAGCAAGCCCGCCGCGCACUUUUUGCGCAACUGCUUCGAGAUCGAUCCGUACAAGCGGCCUACCGCCGCGCGGCUCCUCGAGCACGUAUUCGCCUGGCCCUCGCCCGAAUACCGCUUUGAGCACACGCCGCUGGGGCGCGCGCUCGCCCAGUAG
This is a messenger RNA of Malassezia vespertilionis, 3177 nucleotides long. It is a transcript of the gene BCK1, whose product is annotated as mitogen-activated protein kinase kinase kinase. The transcript has a single exon. The coding region runs from base 1 to 3177 and encodes 1058 amino acids. Gene Ontology annotation, molecular function: ATP binding; protein kinase activity. The record is from RefSeq and is a predicted model, not a curated record. NCBI's taxonomy places the organism in Eukaryota, Fungi, Basidiomycota, Malasseziomycetes, Malasseziales, Malasseziaceae. Gene Ontology annotation, biological process: protein phosphorylation.